This is a messenger RNA of Rodentolepis nana, 4260 nucleotides long. The record is from the annotation of a GenBank genome assembly. NCBI's taxonomy places the organism in Eukaryota, Metazoa, Platyhelminthes, Cestoda, Cyclophyllidea, Hymenolepididae.
AUGACUACCCAACCAUUCUCAAGAGGCGGUUCCGUUGACCUUAUUCAGCGUCCCUCUAACAACAAUCAGUCGGAUAUGCUGCAGAGAGAACGAAUGCGCCUUCAGAAUUCCCGUUGCGUCAAUAUGCAAUUGCCAUGUGGUAAACCAUCGUCUCAAUCUGUUGAUGCUAUGUUGAUGAAGCCCCCCGAAAAUGUAGAUAAUGAUACAGUUUCAUCAUUCGUUCAGUCAACAAAAGCCCCCGUUCAGAGUAGAUAUUUUGAUCAAUCGGAUGUUAAUGUAUCAUCAGCGCCCAUUCAACAACCUCAAUUGGUUUGUAGUGUUUCACCGCGUCAGAUUUUGUCAAAAGUUCCUUUGGCGAUUGCUACCGAAGCGAAAAUCCUUCCAGCUCAACAUCAGUCCGACAUGAUGCAAAAGCAGCAGCAAAUGCAACUACAGCAACAAGUGAUGCAACAGCCCCAUCAAAAUCCAAAUCUUCAGCCUCGACUAUUUACUUAUAUCUCCCAGCGCCAAGUUUGCGAUCCAACGUCCACAAAUGCAACUGUUUUUACUCUCCAACAACAGCAGCAACAAAUUCGACCAACAAGCAUAUCAAAUUCUCCUGCUCCUAUUGCUGUAAAAAAGGAUUCCAUGAUAGAAUUUACUAACCAGUCCUAUCCUCCUCCAUCACAUGGACCCGUAAUUUCUAACGGAAUUUCUCCCUCUCCGGUUGUCAGACCACAACAACAAUCUGGAAUCGCUCCUAUUCAUCCGAUGCAGUAUCUCGACGUUUCCCCUAAACCAAUUCCUAAUCUUGGAGUCAUUCCGCAGCGAAAACGUCCUCCUGCGGCAAAGAGAAAAAAGUCCCCCAUAGGUAACCCUGCACUCCUCUCUCCCGGGCCUAAAAUGCCUAUCAAUGUUCCAAUGGGUUAUAUUCGCAGUCCCAUUGUGCCAUCCCAGGGGCUUGAUUUUAACCAACAACAACAUCAAGUGCAGGUAGCACCGCCACCACCACCUCAACAGCAACGGGUUAACUCCUCCCAGGAAGCUAUGAACAAGCUUAUUUAUUUUGAUUCGAAAAAGUUCCUUUCAGAUCCUGCUUUGGAGGCCUUUUCCUCCUCUCUUCCUCCUAACGGAAGCCCUUCAACAUGUCCUGUUUUACCUUCUGGUGAAGAAUCCUGGAUAAAUAAUUGUGGUGUAAAAUACGAAAGCAGUGGAUUUUCUCUCAAAGCAUUAAUUCCUUCUGGUGAUAAUAAUGAUCGCAUUUCUCUUAAGCUUGAAGAGGCUUACCUGUACCAGUCUUUACCAAAUAUUGUGAGUCACCCAACUGUCCGCCCACCUACUGUUCGUUCAACUCGGACAUAUACAGAUGGCUCAACUCGUGUUUGUCCUUCGCCCGAGCCACUAACUCUAGAUAAUCGAAUGAAGUCGCUAUGGACCAACUUGCGAAAUAUGGAUUCCUCCCCCACUAUUUCUAAGUCAUCAAAUGAUUCUGCUUCUCUCUUGUCCAUGCUGAAAACACCGUGCUCUCCUCGUGAAAGACCUGCUGAAUGCAAGAGUCCUCACCUGCAACUCUACCAUAUUCCUAACACUUGCUUACUCAAGGUUCCUCCUAAAAACCUUACGAAUGCUACUAAGGAGAAUACUAUCAAUAUGAAGAAACCAUCGGAAUCAGUUAAACCUGAAUCGCGAGUGAUUUUCUCUACAUGCUCUCCCAUCAACAGCGGUGUUGAUCUCGUUGGACUUGUUGCAAUGCUCUGUGUGGAAAAUAGUAUUGAUCAGAACAACGUCUCAAUCAUCGGGGGAGAAAUUGUCAUCCGAAAUCCUCCUGAGUCUGAAUAUUCUGAGGAACAAGUUCGGGAAUUUGGAAAUCGACUUAGAUCGCACUUCUCAACUGUGUCUGUGAGAUUGGAGUCUGUCCAAGCACUGACUCCGACUACACAGACUAUUGGAAGUGAAGUUUCGAGUCAAAUGAAAUGGCUUACGGAGCUGCAGAAAGAGAAAGCAGAUGAUCCUAACUUGCAGUCUUCUCUUGGUAAUAAAUACAAAGAGGAAUCGCUUUCUGUGGUUGCGAUAUCCAACGCGAAUGAACAAGCUGGUGAGAAAUGUCAAAUUUGUCGGAAAAUCGUUCCCUUUGACUCGGGCAUUCAGAUAAAGUGGGAGGAGUUGUCUGCCUCAAAGUCAAUUACAUUGGGAGCGGAACAGGACUAUUUAUUUUUCUGUGGCGAGUCUUGUUCUGAAAUGUUUGGUCAAUUUAUAAGUUCCCAUAUUCCUUCUACUACUGGUCCCAAUUCGCAGCAAUCACAUCACCAAGUGAAUACUAAUACUGCUCCUUUCGAAAAUUCUAUUCAUGUUACUUCUCAGUCAGAAACCCGUCAUACUCAGCAGCAACUCAUUACUGGAGGAGUUUCGAAUUCACUUGUUUUGCUGCAGCACAUGUCCCAUAAAAGCCUCAAGUCACAGACCUGUGGACGAAAAGCCUCCAAUCCUUCAGUUAGCAACAAACGAAAAGUUUCACCCAAACAGAAACGCUGGCGGGAUAUACGCUGGAGAAUCUACCGAUCUGACCCAUACCAUGUUAGGAAAUUUGCUCCUGUUCCUGUUCAUGGAUCGAAUGAUGAUUCAGUACCUCGAAUUAUCUAUCAGAUUGUACGUGAUCAAGAAAUUAUCGAUUCAAGAUUCUGCAUUCUAUGUAGUGGUAGGGGUGAUGGAACCCCGAACACGACAGAACGUCUCCUUUGUCUUGGUGCUGAUCGAUGGGUGCACUUGAAUUGCGCGCUUUGGUGCUUUGACAUCUAUGAGUCAUUGAGUGGUUCUUUGCACAAAGUGGAUGAGUGUAUCAACCGGGCCUUGAGGACAGUUUGCUCGCAUUGUGGAAAGUUAGGUGCUGGUCUGCCUUGCUACAAUCCCAGGUGUAACCUUAUAUACCAUGUCCCCUGUGCCAUAAUUGUUGGAUGUAUGUUCUUCAAUGAUCGAGGGAUGUACUGCAGCAGUCAUCAACCCAAGGAUAAUCAUUCUAUGCGUCUCCCCUCACUCAUAGUAAACCGGAAAGUAUAUGUCACUCGGAAUGAGAGUGAUCAAGUUGCAGAUGUUGUGCGAAACGAAAAUUCCUCCUUUUGCGUUCGGGUUGGAAGUCUUAUUUUACAUAAUGUGGGUCAACUUCUACCUCACCAGAUUGAAAGUGAAAAUUUUCAUACACGCAAGUACAUUUAUCCUGUUUUCUACUCGGCUUCCCGCAUCUUUUGGUCUAUGAGACGCCCGGGACAACGCUCUUUAUAUCGUUGUGAGAUUUCUGAGCAGGAUGGUAGGCCGCUCUUUCAUGUCACGGUGAUUGACAAGGGCUUCCCAAACGUUGUUCUUCAGAGUUUUAAUUGCACCGAAUUAUGGAGAGAAAUUGCUAAGAAGGUACAGCAACUUCGGAUGGAAAAUGGAUUUAUUCAAAACUUUCCACAUUUGAUUUGUGGCGAAGAAAUGUUUGGCCUAUCUGACCCGAAUGUUCUCCGGGCUGUCGAAUCCUUGCCGGGUGUGGAUAAUCUCAUCGACUACGCCUUCCACUUUGGGAGACUGCAACUCAUUCGCAAUAUGCCUCUGGCAGUUAAUCCUUCUGGCUGUGCACGGUCUGAACCCAGUUUCCUCACUUCAAUGCGUCGUAGGAGAGCGUAUGCAAAUUCUCAUGAAUGUUCUCCAAAGAAGACUGUUUAUCCCCACUUUCGAAGUCCUGGUCGGCAAAUGUCUGGAGUUUCUAUCAGUUGUCCAUCCUCUGAUCCUUUUAAUCGAAUUCCUAUUGAUUUGACGACAAAAAACUCUACUCUUGUGAAUUGGUGCCAACAGUAUCGUAAGUUGAAGACGGAGUGCAGAAGUAAUGUGGUCUUUGGUCGAUCACGGAUACAGGGCUUUGGCAUGUUUGCUGCUCAAGAUUUGGAGCCUAACACUAUCGUGAUUGAGUAUAUUGGCGAAUUAAUUCGGCCAGUGCUUGCUGACAGACGUGAAAAGGAGUACGAGGCCCGCAAUCGAGGUAUAUAUAUGUUCCGUCUUGAAGCUGAUACUGUUAUUGAUGCUACCAUGUGUGGUGGUCCAGCACGUUACAUUAACCACUCUUGUGAACCGAAUUGCUUCGCCAAGUACGUCAAUUUUGACAACGAGGGCCACAUUGUAAUCAUCACUAAGGGAAAGGUAGAGAAGGGUGAGGAGUUGACCUACGAUUAUCUUUUUGAUUUUGAAGAUCAGACGAGUAGGAUACCGUGUCUUUGUGGAACAGUUAAUUGCCGAAAAUGGAUGAAUUGA